Vicia villosa (hairy vetch) is the source of this 1981-nucleotide messenger RNA. RefSeq lists its product as uncharacterized. NCBI's taxonomy places the organism in Eukaryota, Viridiplantae, Streptophyta, Magnoliopsida, Fabales, Fabaceae. The coding region runs from base 197 to 1174 and encodes 325 amino acids. The record is from RefSeq and is a predicted model, not a curated record. The transcript is spliced from 3 exons.
UUCGUUUUUGUUCAUCUUCUCUGCAACUCAAAAUCCCCCAUUUCCUACACAAACCCAAAUUUUCUCCUCUCCCAAAAUCUCCAAACUUUCAAUCUCAUUCAAUUGCACUACAAGGAAGAAGAAGGUGAAGGAGGAGAAGAAGGUAAAGGAAGAAGAAGGUGAAGGAAGAAGAAGGAGGAGUAGAUUGAAGAAGAGUAUGGAAUAUUAUCGGUAUUAUCGUAGUUGGAUGUACGAUAGAACAUUUCCAGGAAGAAUAGGACUUAAACCCAAUUUUAUAAUAGGAGUUGAAGGGUUUAUCAGUUGGGCGUUUGCUCAGGAAUUAUGUCGAAGCGAAGGAGGAGUUAGGUGUCCCUGUCUUAAAUGUGAAUGUAGACCAAUAAUUAGUGACCCACAGGAAAUAACAGCUCAUUUGCAUAGAAGGGGUUUCAUUGCAAAUUAUUGGGUUUGGACGUUUAACGGUGAAGAACUGCCUAGUAACGUACUAGAGACUAGCAACUCGCAUGCUUCAAGUAGUCGGCCGCCUGUGGAAUAUGAGGAAAACUUUAAUCUGAUUGGUGACAUGGUUGAGGAUGCUUUUGGUGUGAACGUGACCUAUGAUGAACCUGAAGAUUUUGGUGGGGAAGAGUUGCCGAAUGAGGAAGCGCAGAAAUUUUAUCAGCUGUUGAAUGAGAUGAAUACGCCGUUGUUUGAUGGAUCGUCUGACUCAAAGUUAUCAAUGUGUGUGAGAUUGUUGGCCGUCAAGGUAAAUUGGAAUGUUCCUGAUCAGUGUUUGGAAUUCUUCGUAAAGAUGAUGUUGGACUCAACUGCAAUGAAAGACAACUUGCCUACAACAUUUUAUGAAGCAAAGAAGUUGGUGUCGAAGUUGGGCUUAAGAGUAAGAAAGAUUGAUUGUUGCAUUAAUGGUUGUAUGUUGUUUUACGACAAUGAGUUUGGUACUCAAGAUGGGUUGUUGGAGGAAUGUAAGUUUUGUAUGAGUCCAAGAUAUAAAGUUCCCAGUAGAGCCGUUAACACUAAUCAAGACCGUGUAGCAGUAAAGUCCAUGUUUUAUCUUCCGAUAAUACCAAGGUUAAAAAGAAUGUUUGCUUCAAUGCACAGUGCAAGUCAAAUGACAUGGCAUCACACAAAUAACACAAGUCCAGGCACUAUGCGGCAUCCAUCUGAUGGCGAGGCAUGAAAGCAUUUUGAUCGAAUACAUCCUGAUUUUGCCGCAGAACCUAGAAAUGUCAGGCUUGGAUUAUGCUCAGAUGGUUUUACUCCUUAUGUUCAAGCGUCGGGAAGUAUGUAUUCUUGUUGGCCAGUUAUUGUAACCCCUUACAACCUCCCUCCUGAGAUGUGCAUGACAAAACCAUACAUGUUUUUGACGUGCGUCAUUCCAGGACCUUCGAGUCCAAAAGCAGGAAUUGAUGUGUAUUUACAACCUUUAAUUGAUGAUUUGAAGAGAUUGUGGAUUGGAGAAUGGACUUAUGAUAUAUCACGUAAAGAAAACUUUACAAUGCGAGCUUCAUUGAUGUGGACCAUCAACGACUUUCCAGCAUAUAGCAUGUUGUCUGGUUGGGGUACGCAUGGCAAAAUGGGUUGUCCGCAUUGCAUGGGUAACAACAAAGGGUUCACGUUGGAUAAAGGUGGGAAAAGCUCGUGGUUUGACUGUCACCGCAGAUUCCUACCACGAAAUCACUCCUAUAGAAGAAACAUGACAAACUUUAAAAAAGAUGUACGAGUGAAAGACAUUACAAGUAGAAGAUGUUGCCUAUCAAGUUGAUGAUGUUGAUCAAAUUAAUGAAGUGGUUGCAGCUGAAGACAUUACAAGUUUGUCUGAUACAAUUGUUGAGGGACAUCAAGUUGAUGCAUCUAUAUUGUUGGUUGAAAAUAAUGUGGAUGAAGAGAAUGAUGAAGAGUUUGAGUCCGAUGACAACAAUGAAGAGAAUGACGAAGAGAACGACGAAGAGAAUGAUGAAGAGAAUGAUGAAGAGAAUGAUGUGGA